Messenger RNA from Cyclopterus lumpus (lumpfish), 4477 nucleotides. RefSeq names its product LIM domain only protein 7-like. The transcript is spliced from 30 exons. Gene Ontology annotation, molecular function: protein binding. NCBI's taxonomy places the organism in Eukaryota, Metazoa, Chordata, Actinopteri, Perciformes, Cyclopteridae. The record is from RefSeq and is a predicted model, not a curated record. Gene Ontology annotation, biological process: regulation of cell adhesion; regulation of signaling. Bases 131 to 3952 code for a protein of 1273 amino acids.
GCGAAAGGUGUCAGUGAUGGAAAAGCCGGUGGCAGAAGUGCGGGGCGUUCAAUUAGCGCAGAGCUUUUCACCGGUGAGCAGCUCCACGCGGCGCCAGAGGUGUGCGGUUUGCUCGUUCACGAGAUAAACGAUGGAGUGGCGUCAGCAGACCAGUGUGAGCUGUGGAGACGCGUUCAACGAGGCUCGACGCUGGAUUGAGGAAGUGACUGUAAAAUCGUUUGGAUGCAAUGACUUCCGCGCUGCCCUGGAGAAUGGAGUCCUGCUUUGCGACUUGAUCAACCGGUUGAAACCUGGCAUUAUUAGGAGAGUAAACAGGCUUUCUACUCCCAUUGCUGGCCUGGAUAACGUGAAUGUAUUCCUGAAAGCCUGUGGGAAAGUGGGACUGAAUGUGUCUCAGCUGUUUCACCCAGGAGACCUGCAGGACCUGUCCACUCGUGCAACACUUAGGCGAGAUGAAAGCGCCAGAAGACUCAAAAAUGUUCUCAUCACAAUCUACUGGCUGGGUCGCAAGGCUCACCUUGACUCAUUCUACAGUGGUCCUCAGCUAAACUUCAAGGCUUUCGAAGGGCUGUUAGGGUUGGCCUUGUCCAAGGCACUAGAUGAGGGCGGCAAUGUGUUUGCAAAAGAGUGCUGGUACCUAGAGAGGGAGGAAUGUCGCCGCCCGAGCUACAAGGCCGAGAACAUCGACUCUCUGGAUUCCCGAGCCCGCCGCCCAAACAGUGAAGGUUGUGGAAGCGACGCUGAAGCUGAGCAGGUGUUUAAGAUGGAGACAACGCAGCCCUCCACCCAGCAAAUCAAAGGUUCUCUCCCACCGAGAAAACAAGGACAGGAGGAGAUUGGAAGGAGCGGCGCUAGUCCGCUCGCCAGAGCGUAUCAAAUCCAGGUCAGACCUGAGAGGCCAGUUCAGGUCAACCCUGAAUGGAUUUGGAGCAAAUCGCUCAGUGACAUCCCGAUGGCGUACCCUGUGCGUAAAGUUCCUGACUGGAGCACCAUCUAUGAUUUGAAGCACGACACGGACAUGACGAGGGAGUGCAACCUGGAAAACAAACCGAGGUGUAGCGUUGCUGCCAAGGACAGUGAAGCUCAGUGGCAUGAUGACUUGACAAAGUGGAAGAGUCGUCGCAGGAGCACCAAGUCUGACCGGAAAUUGCAAGACAGAGAGCAUGUCAAUAACCAGAUGGCCGAUGGGGCCAUGAUUACAUUUGAGAAGAAAGAAGCACAAGGCCGACUGCUAAGAGACCAGCAGUCACCACGCAGGCCUUACGCUACCCCUCGUCCUUACUCCACCUCUCCUCCAUCCAAAUCAUUGAGCGCUAUUCUCCGGCCACAUACUCGGGCUCUGCUGGCCCGCAGCAAUGCCACAGAGGCACCUUUCAGCCCCAUGUCUCCACUCAGCCCCCACACUCUGGGAUCAUCAGUUGCAGCCAUGCCGGCAUCUGAUGGGAACAUCUCGGGAGAGGAGACCCACUCUGCCUCCUUGGCUUCAGAUGGAGCAGGAGUUACCACCCCUUCUCUGGACUGUCCUUUCAGCUCCCAGACCCACGUCAAAGUGCAGCCCAGGUGCAGCCCAGCUCCUCUCCAGCCCACAACAGAACUAGCACAACCAGAAAACGGUUUUACAAACGUGAAAAAGACAAAUGUGACCACAAAGCCAACCAACACCAGGGAUCCCGUGUCGCUUCACCAGGAACCUCCAUUCUGUGUUGUCCCCACUUUGUGCCUCGAUGCUGUUCAUCAGGCAGGAGCUGGUGCUCUGGAGGACUUGCCCCACAAGAACCACACGUCCCAGGAAGAGAGCCAGAAGACAUCUUGGGAAGCAGCCAUGGAGCAAGGCAGAGGCCAGCAGGUUGCAGUCGUCUACAAGUACUUGUCCAGAGCAGGAUCGUGGUCCGGCUCAGCAAGCCUUCCCCGUGGCUACCGGAGGUCCGAGGGUUCAUCUCGUCUCUCUUCUGCAGUCACAGCCAGACCCUUUGGAACCAAGCAGGCCAGGGUGUCCUCGCUGCCGAGGCUGUGCAACGUAGACGACAACGAGGGUCGGCUUUUGAAAAGUGGGAAACGGGAGUCUUUCUCGCCAACAUCCAAGUCUUCACUCAAAAGGCAGACUGCGAUGACUCAUCUGAAAGGUCAGCAGCAGGCCUCAAUCAGACAGGACGCUAACCAGGCAAAGCAGAAUGGCACGGUGCAGGUCGAGGAGGUGAAGAGUGCCACAUUCUCCAGCCAGACCGAUGGCGACAACUAUCAGCCCUACUCCCAGACCAGGCUAGUACCGCGGCCGUAUUCAAACCUGCAGACCCAGCGCAUCAAAGGCUCGAUCCUCCCAUCUAAGGUGGAUCACAGUGACAUGAGAGUGAGCCUUACACUCAGACCCAACAGCAGACCAGACUUUGGUUUCCAGACUCAUUGGGACUCCACAGGAGCGAGAGUCAAAUGUAUUCAACCUGGCAGUCCAGCGGAGCUCUGCCAGCUGUGUGUCGACGAUGACAUCGUGGCUGUUAAUGGAGUUGCGGUGGCACACAUGAACUACAACCAGUGGAGGGAUAAAAUGGCAUCUUCCUUGCAUGACGGCAAUCUGACCAUGGACAUUCGGCGCUAUGGCAACAAGGAUUGGAGCACCAGUGAAGGGAGUCAUCACAACCAAGCAGGCCAGAGCAGGGUGACCCUCAAUCUGACGGCCGCAGCGCCCGUUCUGAUAGGUUACCCCGAUCACCACGCCAACAGUGGGGCCUCUGCAGAAACCACAGUCAGGAAAGUGUCCAAAUUGAAUGGGCAGACCGACAAUGUUUUACAAGGUAAAGUCACGCAUGGAGAGCUUGCUGACGACCACAGGACAGCCAGUAAAGGAGGUUCGGAAUCUGCUAUAUCUGAUCUCCAGGUGCCAUCCCUCAGCCCCUCCUCCUCCAGCUGGUCGUGGGACCAUGAGGAGGAUCGAAGGCAUCAGAAGAAGUGGCAGGAAGAGCAGGAGCGCCUCCUACAGGCACAAUAUCUGCGGAAUCAGGAGAGGCUUGAAUCGGAGUGGCAGAGAGCUCAACAAGAUUCAAAGAGGGAGUUAUGCAGGAAGUCAGGGCAUUUGAAGCAGAACACUUUUGAGAUGACCGAUGAUGGUGAGAGCCCUGCCAGCGCACAGCUGUAUGUGAAUGGAUUGACAAACAAAACCAGAGAGGAGCAGAGUCCUAACCAAGAUGAGCUGGAAGAAGCAGGAUCGAAACCUCAAACUAAUGCACAAGGAGAGCAGCAUGACAAGAAUUCUGAACAAGCCUGGGCUGAUGACUGCUGUGGUUUUGCGAAGCUGUCGCCUGCACACAGGGCAAAGUCCUUGUCUACCCCAGCGUUGGCCGGCCCCCACAAACUGGCAAGAGGUGAUGAGUGGAAAAGAAGAGGCCUGUCUGUGUCUAACGCUGAGAAAGACAGGCAGCAGAUAUUGGAGGAGAUGAAGAAAAGGACUCAGCUUCUGACCGACAACAGCUGGAUACGUCAGCGCAGCAGCAGCAGCUUUUACAAAGCCCCAAUCUAUGUUGGGGUUCCUAUGAAGAGGUACGAGUCCCUGGACGACCUGGAUACUUUGCGUCAGUCCCCUCUCUCGACUGCUACGUUCAGUUACCCUCGUCCAAACUCUGUUGCUGCAGGUCACUGUACCCCGAGUAGGAACUCCUCUUCCCGCUACAGCACUGGAUCAAUAAUAUCCCAGAAAAAUGUAUUUGACUCCCCUCAUCAUAGCGGGAUGGUCAGUGGCAAGAGGACUUGCUGUGUGUGUGAGCGUGUCCUGGGUAUUGGGGCAGCCAUGGUCAUAGAGACCCUUGGUCUCUGCUUCCACCUCGCCUGUUUCCAGUGUGUGGGCUGCCACCGACAUCUCGGAAGAACUGAGACUGGAGUCCAGGUUCGAAUUCGAAACCGGAAGCCCCACUGUGAGCCCUGCUAUUUCCAACUCAAGUCCGCCGGUGUCCCCUCCAUGUGAGUAAGCAGCCAGAUCGCUGGGAAACCUGUUGGAUAAAAGUCCGAAAACACACAGCCAUGCCAUGCCUUUUUUUUCUAUAACAUAAACUGCUGGUAAAACCAUAAACUCUCUGUGAUAUAAAAUGUUGACAAUCUGUGGAGCCACAUUGAAAGUAGACAUUUAAUAGCUGUUUUUAAUAAAGUGUGCUUACUUUCUGUUCUUUUUCCUGCUACUUUGUUUCCAAGAAAAUGUAGGUUUAAUAUAUAAAAUAAAGUAAUAAAUAAAAGUAAUUAUGGGAAUUAUAAUUUGUUGCUGAAUGCUUUUAUUUUAAUAUAAAUGUUGCUAUGUCACAUAUUUGGUAUUUGUCCAAUCGUAUAGUCAAGAUCUUUUAUGUUACCAAUGUAUGGAGGAACAUUUUAACUACUGAAGCACGUUCUGUUAUCUCACCAAGUAAAUCAGUGAUUGAGAUUAUCAAUAUAUAAUCUCACGUGUAAAAGUGGGAAUCUUAAUUGAAACAUUUUUGUAAAUAAAGUGCACUGAACAUAA